Molecule: messenger RNA, 1103 nt
Organism: Lottia gigantea (owl limpet)
Lineage: Eukaryota; Metazoa; Mollusca; Gastropoda; Lottiidae
Exons: 8
Coding region: 15-1103 (362 amino acids)
Biological process (GO): positive regulation of Wnt signaling pathway
Cellular component (GO): external side of plasma membrane; membrane
Molecular function (GO): signaling receptor activity
Source: RefSeq, a predicted model, not a curated record
CUGGUUUAUUCAAGAUGGCGGAUGACAAAAUAUCGUUGAAUAUGUUUCAAGCUUUAAUUGGAGUUUUAGCGCUAACUGUGAUAAGUUGUCAGGAAUUGGUAGUAACGCAUGCACCAGAUUAUGUUUCCUUUCAUCAACAAGAUUCCGGUAAACUGGAAUCUUCAGACGUUCCUGAUAUUAUAGCUUCCACUUUAGGACUCAAUACACAAUCCGCAAAUGGAUUUAAAGGCAUUUCCCACAAUUCAUUGUUUAAAAAACCAAAAGCGAAUGUACUGAUCUCCAUAGUAACAGAGAAACAAGCUUCACCAAUCAAUUUAAAAAGUCUGGCAAGAUUUCCUCUUAAAAAUGAUUUAUUUGGUGUAUCAAUGGAGAAUGUAAUGAAUAGUUUACAGCAGACAUUUUUAGAUCAAGAUCCUUUGAUGUUAGAUAUGAUUAAAGAUUCUAAUUUAUUUGAUAUGCAGACGGAGAACCAAUUGUUCCGUAAAUUACCCAAUUCUAUCAGAAAGGUCAAGGACAGAUUAUUUGACUCAGAUUCCAUUUUACGGAAGUUAACCCAAGGUUCGUUGAAUAUGACCUUGGACUCAGACGCCACCUUGAUGAGCGAAUUACAGAUGAUUGAUGACAUCAUUAAAACGUUAUCCAAAAAUGAAAAAUCCAAAAAGUCUAAAAGUCCAGAUUUACUAAGUUUCACAAUAACUGGAGUUAACCAAGUUGCAGACAAACAUGGCGUCCAGUCUGAUAAAGUAACAGACGCUAAAAAUAUGGUUACGGAAUUCAUUAAUCAUGCAACAGGAGAAUUUAAGAAGCUAUACAAAGAUAAUGUAGUCGUAGAAGUUUUGACCUUGAACCCUGGUAAAGGUCAAGUACGCAAAGCCAGAAGUCUGUUGGCAGUAACAACUCCUUCACCAGAACCAAAAAAGAGUAAUUUAAACCUAGCAGACGACUAUGAUGAGAACUUUCCCGCCAUUUUUAACAUGGUAUUAUGGUUAAUGAUAGUCCUAGCUAUCGCUGUGUACGUUAUUGUGUACGGAAUGUGGUUUAUGGACCCUGGACGAGACAGUAUAAUUUAUAGAAUGACCAGUCAACGUCUGAAGAAAGAAUAA